Parnassius mnemosyne (clouded apollo) is the source of this 366-nucleotide messenger RNA. Lineage: Eukaryota; Metazoa; Arthropoda; Insecta; Lepidoptera; Papilionidae. The record is from the annotation of a GenBank genome assembly.
AUGGAGUUCCAUUUGCUAAUGCUCGAGGAAAUCAUAUGCAACGAUUCCAUGCGUCGAAUCGUUCACUUGGACGAGAUUGUAUUUGACGUUGUCCUACGUUGGGGAUACUGGGACGAGGAAGACAGGAAGGAAAAUUAUCUCCUAGUGAGGAAGAACAAGAUCCUCCACGAGAUAGACGCGCUAAGAAACACCACGUCUCUCAUUUGUGGGGAGCUGCACUUAGCCAACGAGUCUUCAAAAGCAUUCAAGUUGCAUAUGUUUGAAUUUAAUAAAACGAAGCUUUGCUAUUUCAAGGAUAAACAAGGCUCCCACAAGAUUGAGGAGUGGGAUGUAAAAUAUAUUAGAAUGAAGCGUCAUUUAAAAUAA